AUGGCGUCCAAUUCAAAUGGUUUUGAUGAUAUGGUUGAGUUGCCGCAAAUCAAUGAAAAAGACAUCGGGGAAAACCUUCGCGUUCGCCUCAAGAAAGAAGUGAUUUAUACAUACAUUGGCCGCGUGUUGAUAGCAGUGAAUCCUUUCAAAGCUCUGAAAAUCUAUGGCUCAGAUGCCGUGGAUUUCUACCGCGGGGGUGAAGAAGCAGACGACAUGGGUACACCAAAAAUUGACGACCGAGCAACCCGCUGUACAACUGCACAGAUGCCUGCAGACAUUUUGGAUGGCAGAAGGAGAAGUAUACAAAAAGAAACUUCAAGUGAGACUGGAAUGUUCAAGAAUAUAAAGGGUCCCAAGCCUCCUCAUUUGUAUGCCUUGACAAACACCAUGUAUCAGAAUAUGAUGAUUGAACAUGAGAAUCAGUGUGUUAUCAUCAGUGGAGAGAGCGGGGCGGGUAAGACAGUUUCUGCAAAACACAUCAUGAACUUCAUUUCUAAAGCUUCUGGUAAAGGAUCAGCAAAAGUUGAGAAUAUUAAGGACAUCAUCAUUCAAUCCAAUCCCUUACUGGAAGCCUUUGGUAACGCCAAGACCACGAGGAACAAUAACUCAAGCAGAUUUGGUAAAUUUAUGGAAAUCCAGUUUAACUAUUCCGGCCAUCCCGAUGGAGGAAAGGUUUCAAACUUUCUACUAGAAAAGUCCCGUGUAGUGACUUUGAACCAGAAUGAGAGGAACUAUCAUGUCUUCUAUCAGUUACUUGCUGGCUGCGCAAAAGAAAAUCGAACUGAUGUCGGAAUAGAGGUCACCAAACCAGAGACUUAUUACUAUCUGAACCAGACUGGUGUUUACACAGUGGACGGCACUAACGACACUGAUGAUUACCAUGAUUUAAUAAAAGCCAUGACUGUGGUAGGAUUUGACCCGCAGACUCAAGGGACCAUUCUCAAACUGGUGUCGGCCAUCUUACAUCUCGGUAAUGUGCAGUUUAAAGAAGAAAGUAACGUGGCUGUACCUAUCAAUGACGACCUGUUAACCAUGCCCGCGAAACUGCUCAGUGUCAACAAGGAUUUACUCAAGGAGAAACUGGUUAGCACCGUAAUGGAAGCCAGAUGGGGAGGCAAAGUUGAAAUCACCAAGAAGACAAACAACGCUGAACAGGCUCAGUUUGCUCGUGAUGCUUUGGCGAAAGCAUUGUAUUCACAAGUCUUUGAUUAUCUUGUUCGGAGUAUAAACGAGGCAAUGUCAAAAGAGAAAGACGAAAUGUCUAUUGGUGUACUUGAUAUCUAUGGCUUUGAGAUUUUUGAGAACAAUCAAUUUGAGCAGUUUGCCAUCAACUUUGUCAAUGAAAAGCUGCAGCAAAUAUUUAUUGAGCUUACACUUAAAACGGAACAGGAGGAAUAUGUACAAGAAGGAAUCCCAUGGCAGGAAGUCAAGUACUUUGACAACAAAACAGUCUGCGAACUUAUUGAGAGCAAGCGUCCCCCAGGUGUUAUGUGCACUCUUGAUGACGUCUGCAGUACAAUGCACGCAAAGACCGAAGGCUCGGAGAAAACUCUAAUGGAGAAACUUCGAGCAGUUGUGGCUUCAAAUAAAGACUUCAGUCGUUAUUUCAGAGCGCAGUCAAACUAUUUUACGAUCACCCACUACGCUGGAAAUGUGGAUUAUGAAGCCAAAGGAUUUUGUGAGAAAAACAAAGAUAUACUCUCAAACGAUAUGGUUGUAUUAAUGCAGUCUAGUGAGGAUGCAUUUGUUAAGGACCUGUUCCCUGUAGUUGCGAACCCUGAUAGCGGAGGUGGGCGUCGUGGUGGUGCGAAAUCAAAUACUGCUGGAGCAAAGAUUAAGUCCCAGGCGGCAGCUCUGAUCACCAAGAUUAUGUCAUGUACUCCUCAUUACGUUCGUUGUAUCAAACCCACUGAGUCCAAGAAACCGCUGGACUGGGACGACCAGAGAGUUCUUCAUCAGAUUCAAUACCUCGGUUUAAAAGAAAAUAUUCGCGUCAGACGAGCCGGAUUUGCAUUUCGUCGUCAAUUUGAACAGGUCGUGCGCAGAUACGGUAUUAUUUCCCCUGAAGUGAACAACUGCUGGACUGGUGACCCAGCUGAAGGUUGUAAAAUAGUCAUGAGAGAUUCUGGCAUCGAUCCCUCUCGAUGGAAAAUUGGCAAAACAAAGUUGUUUCUCAAAGAACCAAAUACACUUAAUGAACUGGAGGAUAUAAAAAAUAAAAUCCUGGAGAAGUACUGUGUCAAAAUUCAAGGUGUUUAUCGGACCUACAGGCUGCGCAAAAGGUUUCUAAGGAUACGGAAAGGUGUUGUUGUGAUUCAGAAGGGUUAUCGUCGAUACAGGGACCGUCAUAUUCUCGGCAGGAUGAUUGCCAUUAAGAAAUUGUUAAAAGGUAACGUAACACAAGGCAGAAGAAACAACAGUGCAAUAAUCAUACUAUGA
Pocillopora verrucosa is the source of this 2439-nucleotide messenger RNA. Its product is annotated as unconventional myosin-If-like. Lineage: Eukaryota; Metazoa; Cnidaria; Anthozoa; Scleractinia; Pocilloporidae. Gene Ontology annotation, biological process: actin filament organization; vesicle transport along actin filament. Gene Ontology annotation, cellular component: myosin complex; cytoplasm; actin cytoskeleton. The record is from RefSeq and is a predicted model, not a curated record. Gene Ontology annotation, molecular function: actin filament binding; microfilament motor activity; ATP binding.